ACUGAGUUUCAUAUUCUGUGGGUUUCAUAACAUAAAAAUUCUUAAGAACAAUACAUAUGCGAAAUGCGUUAUGAGCCGGCUGUUAACGCUGAAUCAUAGCCACGGUGAUAUAUAUUUUUUUGUUAUAAACCAAACCGUUAGAAAAUUCGUUGAGACAUUGUCGAGUUUUAGUGGAGGAAAUCACUCAAUUUACAUUCACUGCUUUGAAGCCCGCAGUAGCGUGCUCUGCUUUAUGAUGGCUGCUGGUUUUCAACGCCGCCAUCUCAGAUUUUCUGCAUCUAGUAAUAAAUAUGUGAUGUCUAUUGACAGUGUUUAUUCACGCAACUAAACCCGGAAGCGGUGCAAACGUAAUGCUAUUGGUCGGUAAGUGAUGAACAUGACGUUGAACGGAGGUUAUUACCUAAAAAUAACGGCAGCGGCCUAGCAUUUUUGCCACUCUCUUAGCAAUCAAGCCCGGUGCUAAAUAACAAUGAAAUUCAGCUAAGUGCCAUUCAUGGACCACGCUAAGGUCAGUUUCAUGUGUUAAGGAGCGCCGUGCCAUGCAGAGGAGACACAGUAGCAACACGGAUGGCAUGCCCUCAGAAAGGAGCCGUAGCCAAACUGUGGAAUCAGAGAGCAGUCUGGACGAAGGCGGCGUGUUCGAUUGCUUAAAACCCGACUCGCCCACGUCGCCCCAGCAGAUCUUUUCGGGCCUGGUGGGCGUUCCGUCUGGUGCCGUCUCUUCUGCCCAGUUCCAGGCGGCGAGUUUAGUGCUGGGCUCGCAUCCUGAUGUCUUCAUCCAAAUGACUACGUUAUCCCGGGAAGAAGGAGGCCCCCGUCGCCCCGAGGUUGGAGUGUUCCUGCCUCGUCCGCCCCACCAUCACCACAACUUCCAUCACCCGCCGCCGCAGCACAGGACUUCCUCUCUUCUCCAGCAGGCGGCAGCGGCCACCUCGGAGAGGCACCAUCAUGGCCCCAGGGAAGAGGUGGGCCAAGAAGACCCGUCUGCACCGGCUCCUGCCCUCUCCGAGCUGAAGGCAGUAGUCUCGUGGCUGCAGAGGGGUUUCCCUUUCAUCCUUAUCCUGCUGGCCAAAGUCUGCUUCCAGCAUAAGCUUGGUAUUGCAGUUUGCGUUGGGUUGGCCAGCACCUUCACCUACGCCAACGCCACCUUCAAGCAUCAGGUGUCGCUGCGGGAGGAGCGCUCGGUGCUAAUGGCCCUUUGGCUUGCACUCUUCCUUUCUGGGAAUGUGGCAUAUAUUUACUACGCCUUCCGCCAAGAGGAGCUGCAUAAAAGCCUCAUGUUUUCCAAGCCCAACCUCAACGGUUUUGACUUCUUCGACCUAAUGUGGGCGGUGGGCAUCAACGACUUUGUUCUCAAGUUCGUCACCGUUGGACUGAAAUGCUUCGUCCUCCUUCUACCUGGCAUCUUCUUGGCUUUCAAGUCUAGGGGCAAGUUCUACCUGCUAAUUGAGGAGCUGAGUCAGCUGUUUCGUGCAUUGGUUCCCAUCCAGCUGUGGUACAAGUAUAUCAUGGGGGAAGAGCCUUCAGCCAGCUACUUUUUGGGAGCUGCGCUCAUUAUAAUCUACAGUCUCUGCAAGGGCUCUCCCUUAGAGAUAGGGUCAGAAGCUUGGUCAUCCUGGAGGGACUCAGGGUCGAGCCGCUACUCCUCUGUGUUGAGGGGAGCUGAGGUGGCUCAGGGAGGUUCGGAGGCCUCCUGGACGCCUUCCCGCAGAGGUGUUCCGUGCAUGCCCCACCGGCGGAAGGCACCGGAAACGACUCAGGACAUGCUGGAGAGAGUAGAAUACAAUGGAAUAGAAUAGUCCUUUAAUGUCAUUAUACAGUUGUAGAAUGAAAUUAUGGAGCAUCUCCCUUUUCAGUGCAGGAUAAGUUAAAAUCUCAAAAGUGACUUGCAAGUAUAAAAGUAUAAAAUAUAAAUAUAAGAUGUGUAUGAGAUAUUCCUAUGUUCAAGCAGUGCAAAUAAUGGAAGUACGUAGCAGCGGUUUGACAGUGAAGGCAUGGAAUAUUGCACGUAGUAAGUAUUGCACAUUGAAUAUUGGACAUUGGGUGAUGUGGUGUUACAUAUGGCAGUUCAGGGUGUAAAUGGCUUUAGCAAAUGAACUGUUCCUCAGUAUGUCUGUUCUAGCUUUUAAACACCUAUAGUGUCUUCCAGAGGGAAGCAGUUUAAACAGCUGAAAACCAGGAUGUGAACUGUCCUUGAGGAUGUUUAGAGCUCUGCUGAGGCACCAGGAGGAGUAGAUUUCCAUCAGGUAGGGGGAGAGGACAGCCUAUGAUCCUCUGCGCUGCCUUGACUGUCCUCUGAAGCCUCUCCCAGUCUGCAGUAGUGCAGCUCCCAUACCAGGUGGAAAUACAGUAUGUUAGCAGGCUCUCAAUGGGUGAGUGGUAGAAGGCCAGCAGCAGCUUUCUGUCCAGCUUGUUGUUCCUGAUGACUCUUAGGAAGUGCAGAUGCUGCUGAACCUUCUUUAUGAUGACUGCUAUGUUUGCAGUCCAUGAGUGGUCAUCUGAGAUCUGGACUCCCAGGAACCUGAAGGUGAGGAUCCUCUCCACACACUCGCCGUUGAUAUACAGGGGCGGCGGAUCGGUUCUGUUCCUCCUGAAGUCCAUGAUGACCUCUUUGGUUUUGGUGGUAUUCAGGGCCAAGUUUUUGUCUGAGCACCAGACUGAGAGUUUGUAGACUUCCUCUCUGUAGGCUGCCUCAUCUCCUAUGGGAUCAGUCCAACCACUGUGGUGUCAUCAACAAACGAGACGAUAGCGUUGCUCCUGUGGAUUGGACUGCUGUCGUUGGAUUGGACUGCUGUCGUAGGUACAGCGACAGUACAGGAGGGGGCUCAGUACACAGCCCUGUGGUGAGCCGGUGCUCUGUGUGCAGUUGAAAGAAUGGUGGGGGCCAAGUCUCACAGUCUGGGGUCUGUUGGACAAAGGCAAUCCUUAAUCCAGGAGCAUGUGAGAGGAGGGCAGAAUAUCUAGCUUUGUAGUGAGAAUGUCCAGGAUGAUGGGGUUAAACGCAGAACUAUAAUCCACAAUGAGCAUCCUGGAAAAGCUCUGCUAUACUAUGUCUCUCGGCUGGCUUGGGAACGUCUUGGGAUCCCGCCUGAGGAGUUGGUUGAAGUGGCUGGGGAGAGGGAAGUCUGGGCUUUCCUGCUAAAGCUGCUGCGACCCGACCUCGCAUUAAGUGUCAGAUAAUGAAUGGAUGUAAAAGCGAACCAAAACUGACAGCUUUUGUCAACAGGGACUGGAAAGAAAGCAUUACUAAUGUCCACAACAGUAAGGAAAGUUGAAUCUAGUCCAGUUAACAAUGUGUGUUGGCCCAGGAUGUAAAGUGCCCUUUAAAUUAUGGCAUCAUUGACUGAUUGUAGGUCCUAGACCAUUCUCCAACCCACAGAAGGUGAGGCCUUUUUUACAGGAAAAAUAAGAUCUUUAUUGAUCCCAUCAUGGGGAAAUUUUCGGUGUUACAGCAGCAAAGAUAUAGGUCACACAGAGGAUGGCGUGAUGUAGCCGUUAAUGUAAUUAACACUAUUACUA
Molecule: messenger RNA, 3519 nt
Organism: Corythoichthys intestinalis (scribbled pipefish)
Lineage: Eukaryota; Metazoa; Chordata; Actinopteri; Syngnathiformes; Syngnathidae
Product: RING finger and transmembrane domain-containing protein 2-like
Exons: 8
Coding region: 540-1799 (419 amino acids)
Biological process (GO): positive regulation of ERAD pathway
Molecular function (GO): ubiquitin protein ligase activity
Source: RefSeq, a predicted model, not a curated record